AUGGGGACUACAGCGAUCGACACCUCGAACAGAGACGCAUCUACGGACGCAAAGACGGACGCAUCCAACCGUACCGACGGACCAGCCAAUGCCGAAGCUGCCAAACCGCUCGCGCCACCUCCGCGACCUGGUCAACAGCAGAAUCAACAAGCGAGCGGCAACGCCGACUACUUCUCACAGCAGCCGGGAGGAGGUUCGCUCAGCCUGGAACCGAACCCGUUCGAACAAUCAUUCAGUGGCGGAGGCAGUAGUGGACAGCCAGAGACACCUGGCGGUACCAAGCUACCUUCUGUCCACACGUUGGCAUCGCCAAGUUCCCUUCUACCGCCCGGAAACACGACCCCGUUCAACUGGGGGCCUGGGUCGUCGCUGCGCACAGGACCGCUGAGUCCUGCUAUGCUAUCGGGUCCAGCCCAAGACUACUUUGGGGACGCUCACCACUUGCGCGGGGGAUUCCCUACGCCCAACGAGUCGUCCUUGCGCUCCGGCUUGACUCCAGGCGGUAGUGGGUCUAUGUUCCCGACCAACAGCCCCGGCUCGCAGUCUUUCAUCGCAUCAAUCAGCGGAGGCGUGACCCCGAGCACCAUUGACUUCCACCGUACUGCCAUGAGUGCUGCGGCCAAGAGAGAGCAGCAGAACAACAAUAACAACAACAACAAAAACAACAACAACAAGCAAACUCAACAGCAACCUGCACAGCAGGCACAGCAAGGUCAGCAGACGUCCCAGCCGGCUACGACGCAGCCACAAGAGAUGUCGAACGGCGCCACCCACAUCAAGGCGGAGCCGAAGACCUUUGAUCCCCACGAUAACGACGCUGCCAACGGUCUCUUCAUGCUUGCACAUGGUGGCAACGGAUCCCAAGGCACAAACCAGUUUGCCGCGACCUCCGCGCCUUCAGUGCACGCGCACACCGCUUCAGCACAAGUUCCCGCCAUGAACGGAGGCCCGGGGCGAGGCAUGAGCGAGCACAGCAUGGGGUCAGACGAAAGCGAGCAGACAAAGCCCACUACUCGUGGCAAGGGAAAGAAGAAUAACCAGGCCACCAACGGAAGGAGGAAAGCCGAAGAACCGUUGCCAAAGGCGCCGGCGAACAAGAAGGCCAAAGGCAACAGUGGCAAUUCGGUCAAUGGCAUGAGCGUUGAGCCUUCUGACGACGAAGACGAUAUGAAAGAUGAUGGUCAUGGUGGUAAGACGAAGAUGACUGACGAGGAGAAGCGCAAAAACUUCUUGGAACGCAACCGUGUUGCGGCUCUGAAAUGUCGUCAACGGAAGAAGCAGUGGUUGGCCAACUUGCAAAGCAAGGUGGAGAUGUUCAGCAAUGAGAACGAGGCCUUGUCGGGUCAAAUUACCCAGCUUCGCGAGGAAGUCGUCAACCUCAAGACUCUCCUCCUCGCGCACAAAGACUGUCCGGUUACCCAGCAACAAGGCAUGCAUGGCGCUUUCAUGAACCAAGUUGGCCAAGUGCCUCAGCCUGAUCCCUUCAACCAGCAGAUGAACCCAUACCAGAUGGCGGGCCCCAUGUCCAACCAGCAGGUGAUGGCCGGACAGGGUGUGCAACGGCGCUUCUCUUAG
Molecule: messenger RNA, 1575 nt
Organism: Emericellopsis cladophorae
Lineage: Eukaryota; Fungi; Ascomycota; Sordariomycetes; Hypocreales; Bionectriaceae
Product: Transcription factor-like protein
Exons: 3
Coding region: 1-1575 (524 amino acids)
Biological process (GO): regulation of transcription by RNA polymerase II
Molecular function (GO): RNA polymerase II cis-regulatory region sequence-specific DNA binding; DNA-binding transcription factor activity, RNA polymerase II-specific
Source: RefSeq, a predicted model, not a curated record